Molecule: messenger RNA, 1005 nt
Organism: Dinoponera quadriceps
Lineage: Eukaryota; Metazoa; Arthropoda; Insecta; Hymenoptera; Formicidae
Exons: 2
Coding region: 24-344 (106 amino acids)
Source: RefSeq, a predicted model, not a curated record
GUACGCGAUUCUGCUGUAUCGCUAUGUGUACGUACGACUGUAAUGUAUAUACCCGUACUUACGUGCGAGCAUGCGAGUCCGAUGGCCGAUGCGCGAGACGACGAGAGCCAGGACUGCUCGAAGCAAGCUCGCUCGCUGCCGGCGCAGAACCUCGCGCAGAUCCUUGCGCCUUCGACGGGCAGAAUUUAAAUCGGAGGAAUUUCGCGCGAAUCGCGCCUCGGGAGGUGCGAUCGAAAAAACGUGAAGGCGUGUGCAACAACGACCGCCUUCGCCGGGGCCCGGUGCAUCAUUCCGUACCUAAUCCGACGUCUAAGAUCCUCGUGCGAGUCUUCGUGUGCAAGUGAACUGUAGAGAUCUCCACGACGUACGCUAUUUGCGCGUACGCCGCGCCUGCGCUGUCCAAAUAUAUAUUCCCUCGCGUUUCGCCACGGCGGUGUCCUCUUCUUCCUCCAGGAUCUCGCGUAUCGUGACACCAGUACCUAGAUAACACACGACCAAGGGCCGACUAGGUGUCGAGUACUCUCGAUCGCACGUCAGCGGGCAAACCGACAUGAGACGUGGAUUCUCAAGUCCAUGGCACGCACAAAAACAUAAGAAGUAAACCGCUGAUUAUUCUCCUUACGACUGUGACUGGUCAAUUCCUUUAUCGCUGAAGUCUUACUGUUUGCGUUUUCCCGCGCGCCUUACAGAAUAAAACGGUCCUUAUAGAAUAAGAAAGGCAGUGUGAUUAGACACUUUUUUAAGCAGUAUCCCUUGCCAAGCUUUCAACUUGCUAUUUCAAGGCUACGACAAGGAAAAAAAUGAAAAAAAAUGAGAAAAUCUACAAAGGUAAAAAGAAUGCUGGUUAGUUAAGGAACGGUGCUGUCCUAAGAAGGAGAGGCAUCCAUUUUGGAAGUAUAUUCUAUUUUAGGAAAGAAGAAUAGGUCAGGUAGGAACCAAUCGUUCAAGCAACGAAGGCCAAAAAUGGAGAAAUAGAAAAAAAAGGGGAAAAAGAAGAAGGAUGGG